Bufo bufo (common toad) is the source of this 1620-nucleotide messenger RNA. It is a transcript of the gene MDM2, whose product is annotated as MDM2 proto-oncogene. Gene Ontology annotation, biological process: negative regulation of apoptotic process; regulation of cell cycle. Gene Ontology annotation, molecular function: identical protein binding; ubiquitin protein ligase activity. NCBI's taxonomy places the organism in Eukaryota, Metazoa, Chordata, Amphibia, Anura, Bufonidae. Gene Ontology annotation, cellular component: nucleus. The record is from RefSeq and is a predicted model, not a curated record.
CGUCUGCCACCAGGGGGAGGCCGUGAGGUGGCGCGCCGCUAGUGCUGCAAAAUGGCGGACGUGCAUCCUUGCUGAUAUUUCAUCAUUUCAUGGUAAAGUGGAGAGCGGGGGCCACGUUCUGACGAGAUGGAAGACGGCGAGAACUCCGCCGAGCUGAGGCAAGCGUGCAAUAUGGAUGUACCCUCAUCUCAUACAAAUUCUCCCAUCAUAACCACAGAUCAAGAGACGCUGGUAAGACCAAAUUCUCUUCUGCUAAAUCUGUUAAAAUCUGGUGGUGCCCAGAAUGAAACCUUCACAAUGAAAGAGGUAAUUUACCAUCUUGGUCAGUACAUUAUGGCCAAGCAGUUGUAUGACAAGAAGCAACAGCAUAUUGUCCACUGCUCUAAUGAUCCUCUUGGAGAACUAUUUGGGGUACAGAACUUCUCUGUAAAAGAACCCAGGAGACUGUAUGCAAUGAUUUCCAAAAAUCUGAUAACUACUGAUUCAAAAGACUGUUUAGAAACUUUUGAGAAAGACGCGAGUUGUUGUUUUUCACAAGACGAGAGUGCUGCACAGAAUUCGGCUGAGGAAGUACAAGAGAAGAUAACCCCCUCUGCAUCAUCCCCCAAGAAAGCCCACAGUGAAUCUGAAGAAAGUUCUUCAAAUGGUCAACCAUCAGAGCCUCAGAGAAAGAGACAUAAGUCAGACAGUAUUUCUUUAACCUUUGAUGAGAGCCUUUCGUGGUGGGUGAUAAGUGGCUUAAACUGUGAUAGAAAUAGCAGUGACUCUACAGACACCUCUUCUAAUGCAGACCAUGAGGCAUGCUCUGGAAGUGAGGACUCAGAUUGGUUGGAUCCAGAUUCUGUUUCUGAUCAGUUCAGUGUUGAGUUUGAGGUUGAGUCUGUAUAUUCAGAAGAUUAUAGCCCUAGUGGAGGUGAAGAAAGUCUCACAGAUGAUGACAUGGAUGAUGAGGUUUACCAGGUGACUAUAUACCAAGCUGAAGAAUCGGGAGACUCUUUUGAUGAGGAUACGGAAAUUUCUGAAGCUGAUUACUGGAAGUGUUCACAGUGUGAUGAGAUGAAUCCUCCUAUUCCAAGAUAUUGUAAAAGAUGUUGGUCUCUUCGUAAAGACUGGCUCCCAGACCAAAGUGAAAAGAAUAAUUGCCCCUUGAAAAGAAAAGAGAUGGAAGAUUCCGAAGAUGAAGGCAUGAUGUCAGAUGGCAAAAAGCCAAAACUGACCGAUAAGCAAGAUUCAGUUCUCGCCAAGAAAAGAUGACGAGGGAAUACAGAGCUGUGAAUCCAGGAAACUGAGGACUUUUCUCAGCCCACAUCUGAAAGCAUCGCAUCUUGUAGUCAGGAGGAGCAAGAGAAAGUGACCAGCUCACCAGGAAAGUUCAGAAGGGAGCUUCCACUUUCUUGUGUUGAACCUUGCGUAAUCUGCCAGACCUAGGCGAAGAAUGGAUGCAUUGUCCAUGGCAGUACAGGGCAUCUCAUGGCAUGUUAUACAUGCGCGAAAAAACUUAAGAGGAGGAACAAGCCUUGCCCUGUAUGCAGACAGCCAAUUCAAAAGAUCGUAUUAACUUAUUUCAGCUAGAAGGCAGGACAGAUUAAUAAACACAACAUGAAAAUGCAAGACAAAAAA